Messenger RNA from Bombus impatiens (common eastern bumble bee), 3433 nucleotides. Its product is annotated as D-xylose transporter-like. Gene Ontology annotation, biological process: transmembrane transport. Gene Ontology annotation, molecular function: transmembrane transporter activity. The record is from RefSeq and is a predicted model, not a curated record. Lineage: Eukaryota; Metazoa; Arthropoda; Insecta; Hymenoptera; Apidae. The transcript has 11 exons. Gene Ontology annotation, cellular component: membrane. Bases 356 to 1942 code for a protein of 528 amino acids.
UGAUUACUUUUAUAACAUUUAUUAUUCUUUAGUUGAUCGAUCGAACGAUAACUUUACAUCUUAAUUCGAUAUGUAAUGCCAGUGAUGAACUGCUGACGGUUAUUUACAUAAAAGAUAAAACUGUUUGUGAAUAUCUGAGCCAGUGCACGUGUUACGGCAACAUUCUAUAUGGCUUUCAUCAGUUCGUUUAAUUUAAGCCGUUUUAGGAGAUGCGUGUUACUGUCUCCGACACAUUUCUCCGACAGAGUGAAAUAGAAAAACGUAUACACCGAUUCAUGCAAAAUUCAGAGAAAAGUCCAUAGUAGAAAUCAUCUGGUACACAUAAAAAUUACGACCGGCGUGGAAAAUUAUAAAAAUGCCACAUAGAGUUAGCAUCAUUGCUGUUCCGGAUAAGCUUACCAAAGAGCAUAGAAAAGAUUCAAAUGAAGCGAGUCAAAAGAAGAAGUCUGCGGAUUUCGAGACAGCCAUUGCCGCAGCUGGUUAUGGAAAAUUUCAAUAUCUUCUGCUACUGGCGAUUAUUCCAGUAUCAUGGGCAACCAGUAUCGACAGUUCCAAUGUAGCGAUGAUUCUUCCCUCUGCAGAAUGCGAUUUGCAAAUGACAUUCUUUCAGAAGGGUGUGCUAAACGCCAUCAUAUACAUAGGAAUGAUUUCUAGUGGUUUUCUAUGGGCUUACAUAGCGGAUGUUAAGGGCAGGAGAGCCGUUUUUCUUUGUGGCUAUAUAGCUGAUAGCAUUUGUAACUUCCUGUCAGGGUUUUCACAGAAUUUUUGGAUGCUUGUAUCUUUCAAAUUCCUUAGUGGUUUCAUGAUAAGCGGCCCCCAUGCUUCCAUCGUGGCCUACACUUCGGAAUUUUAUGGAAAAAAAGAAAGAGGAAGAAUUUCAUUGAUCGUCGGUUUUGCCAUUACAUCUGGAAAUAUCGUAAGCGCAGUGCUGGCGUUCAUCAUCAUUCCACAACGCUGGUCCAUCGUCUUGUGGGACGGUGCGUUUGUCUACAAUUCCUGGAGACUUUUUCUUUCCAUCUGUGGAAUACCAACAUUGAUCGGUGUUAGUUGUCUCUUCCUGUUUCCGGAAAGUCCAAAGUUUCUCAUGUCUCAGGGUCAUAUGGAGGAUGCGUUGAAAGUUUUCAAGAUAAUUUAUAGCACCAACACGGGAAAAUCGGCGGAAGAAUAUCCGAUACAAUAUUUAGAAAACGAACUUCCUAAAGAAGGAAAUGAUAACGACUACGAUGGAAAAAUAGAGAAGAAGGCAAUUUUCUUUACUCCACAUUUAAGUCGAAUUCUCUUGGUCACAGUCAUGCAAUUUGGUUCAAUGUACACAACCAACACGAUUCGUAUGUGGCAACCUCAACUUUUCACGAUACUAGGAAAUUUCGAUCCAGUGAAUCAUAAUCUAACAGAAGCACAUAAAUCGACAUUUUGCGAGAUCUUGGAUUUCUUCUCUGUCGUAGACGAAACUUCCGCAGCCGUUGAAGAGAACGUGAACUGUACAAACAUUGUCGUGAGUGAGUCUGUUUAUGUGAAUACGAUAGUUGUAACUGCCUUUGGAGGCAUUCUUAUUUUAUUGAGUAGCUUUCUACUGAAUAUUUUGAAAUACAGAAUCUUACUGUAUAUUUCUUACGGAGUAGCAUUCUUAUGUAUAAUUUAUCUGAACUGGUCGUCUGACACAUUACUAACACUAAUUCUGACGAGUGUGUUCAUUGGAUUGACAAACACUACCCAAAAUAUAAUUAUUGCUGCAACUGUUAUUAUGUUUCCAACUUCUCUAAGAGCGAUCGCAGUGAGUCUGGUGAUGUCAGUCGGAAGAAUAGGGUCGGUGAUUGGGAACCUUCUCUUCCCAAUUUUACUGGCUCAAGGAUGCUUCGUACCCAUGAUCCAGUUGGCGUGCUUGAUAUUACUUUGCUCCAUUUUAACGUGUUUUCUUCCGUCGACCAAGAAAGCUAAAUAAUAAGAAAUACGUAAGAUUGUGUUACGAUAUUUAAGCUUCUCUGAAAGAACUUGCCAAUAGAGAAGUUUUUACGUACAUACACAUACUCUAACUACGAAUAAUAGAUCGCAUCGCAGAUAGCCUACAGACCUCGUUCUCCAACACUAAACCAAGGAAUUACAUGUAUACUCAUCCUUGAAUCAUUCUAACAUGAUCAAAAUUUCCAAAGCGAACCAUGAUACCUUUCUUAAGACUCUGAUAUGACUAUAAUAUUUACAUUAAGAAUAGACAAAUUUCAAGAGGAUCAAAAAUGUAGGAAAAUUCACAAACUUUGAAUACUUAAAAAGUAGGAAGAUAAAAGUAUCGGAUAAUUAAAGAAAGACAUAAAUAGAUAAAUGAAUGAUAUCAAUAAGACGAAACGUACAAAAUAAGAGGAUAAUAGAAAGAAGGAUCUAUCGAAGCAAGGAAGCACGCGUUCGAAGGCGAAUACAGGCAAAAACAACGACAACGAUGUAUGUUAGACAAUGAAAGGGUGGGAUGUUUCCAGUUGGACACUCUUCACGGUCACAUUUUCAGGAGAAGAUCGAUCUCAGUUUAAAACAAUGAUCGAGCGCGUCGAGGACGAACGCGGCGUUCCUCGCCCAGCGUGAACACGACGCUGCUACGGGGGCCUUGGGUUUCACUUUCGACACAUCCUGGAGAGCCCUCCACGCUGCAGCCUUCACCCACAUGCUCGUUCUUCUCGAUCCCCCGCGUACAACGGCUCCGUUCAGCCGGCGUUUCGUGUGGACGCGGCUUUAUCGCGCGCCCGGGAUCUCGACACCUUCGCGCUAGCCACGUUGAUCGAGUAAUUACGCGUGUCCAUAAAAUUUACCGCGCGUAUUACAAUGGAAGAAUGGGAGAAAGUCAAGGUAUCGAAUUGAUUGCAACGUGACGUUUUAUUUUGUCACGAGAUGCAGCGAUGAUGCUUGAUAUUUGAUUUUGGUUUUUGCUUCUUUCGUGUACUUAAACGGCAAUCUACCAGUAAACUGGUGCAUUCAAAUCUCAUGCAUAUAUUUUAUAUUUACUAAUAGAUUGCAGAUAGUAGCGUAGGAUUACAUUUUUGUGAAGAAUUUUGUUACGUUUAAAGAAACAGAAUGUAAGAGAAGAUUUGUUUCAAUAAAUAUUAUGGAUAUUUUAUAUAUUUUUGUAUAGGAUUGUACGUAUUUCGUGUAUUUUUGAACAAUCUAAUUUGCCAGAAAUGCUUAAGAAAUUAUGUCUACGUUAAUGCAUCAAUUGUAUCAUUAGUUUGAUCACAAGAAUUACUAGAGAAAUUCAUAUUAUACACUUAUGUAAUUCGAUGUUAUUUGUGUUUAUUAGUUUAAUUAAGACGUUACAGUUACGAUCCUUGUAUCAUAAAAUAAAAGGAAUAUUUUAUAGGAUAACUAGAUUAAAUUUAACAGAGCUAACGGGAUACGAAUGGCAAUAAAUGCUACUCGUAAAAAGAAAUUAAUCUUGUUUUACUUGAGCAAA